CAAGCGUCAACUGGGCUAUUGUUACACUGAUAUUUCAAGUUGAUUUGCAGUGACAUAAAAUGAGGUUUUUCGUGUUCGCCAUUUGUCUGGCUGUUGCCAUGGCAGCGCCAAUGAAGGUCGAGGAUGAAGAGAAGGAACAAAUCAGGAAAGAGAUCAUGAGCCAAAUUGAAGCAGAAUUUGAUAAACUACCCGAAGAUCUCCAGUCAAUCCUUGCUGAUGCAAGAUCUCUAUGGGAAAAACGAGAGGCUGCAAGCAACAAGAAGAAAGAGGAACAGAAAGCCAAACUAGCCGAGAUGAAGAAAGUCUUUGAUGAAGAGCUCAACAAAGCCAAAGAUGAAAUCAAGGAACAACUCGAGAAAGAAUUCGAAGCACUCUCCGAAGAACAGCAGAAAGUCUUCAUCGAGGCUAGAGAAGGAGCCAUGAAAGAGGCUGAAGAAAAACAAAAGAAAAUGGAUGAACUCAAAGCUGAGAUCGAGGCUCAAAUUGAAGCUAGCAAGAAAGAUGCAGAAGAGAUCAGAAAACAGCUGGAAGAGGAAAUUGAGAACCAGAAGAAAACCAGAGAAGAGGAGAUCCAAAAGAUGAAGGAAGCUGUCGAGCAGGUGAAGACAGAAGUCAAUCAGGCAAGAGAAGAAUUCAUCAAUGCCCUAAAUGAAGAUUUUGAUAAACUCCCAGAAGCAGAACAGAAGGAAAUGCUGGAGAGGAAGCAAGCUGUUGAACAGGCCAAAGAGGAGAGGAGAAAGAUGAAAGAAGAAGCCAAGGCUGAACUCGAGAAAGCUCUGAAAGAAAUGGAAACAACUGAAGAAGAGAAAGCUGAAGAUGAAGUAACCGAGGAAGAAGAAAUCAAUGCUUUCGAUCAGUUAAUGAAGGAAUAUUUCGAAACCGUCGAGCAACUUUCUGAUGAAGUCCUUGAGAUUUACGAAACCAUUAUUAACGAACUCUUCUUCGAAGGUGCCGAGGAGAAAGAAGAGGAAAUAAAAAGCCAGGAAGAUGAGGUUGAUGAAGGACAAUGGGAAAAGGACCUGCAGAAGGACCUUGACGAACUCCUCGCGACAAUUGAUGAAAUGACCACUGAAGUUUCCGAUACAAUGGAUGCAAUCUUCGCUGAACUCGGUGCCGAAAUAAGAUCAUGGGAAAAGCAGGAGGAUGAGGAGUUGACUGAAGAGGAGCAGCUGCAGAAGGAAUUGGAACAAUUGGUGGAUGAGAUCCAAAAAGGUAUGAUUGAAGAAGCCGAAUCUGAUUUUGAUAAACUCCCUGAAGAUAUCCAAGAAAUUCUCAUCGAUGCCAGAGCACUCUGGGAGAAGAGAGAAGCAGCCAUCAAUAAGAGGAAGGAAGAGCAGAAAAAACAGAUGGAAGACUUGAAAAAGGAAUUUGAGGAAACUGUUCAACAGACCAAAGAAGACAUCAAGGAAGAACUGGAAAAUAAAUUCAAUGAACUUUCCGAGGAGGACCAGAAUGAACUUCUCGAGGCAAGAGCUGCCAAGCAAAAGGCCCAAGAAGAAUUAAGGAAGAAGAAACAAGAAGCACAAGAAGAGCGCAAGCGAUUGGCUGAAGAGCUCUUGAAGAAAAUGGAGGAAGAAAUCGAAAACCAAAAGAAAAUCAGAGAGGAAAGGAGACAGAAGAUGGCAGAGGCAGUAAAACAAGCACAGGAAGAAAUUGCUGCUGCUAGAAAACAAGUCCAAGAAGCUGUCGAUGCUGCAAAGCAAGAAGUUGUUAAGACCAUGAAUGAAGAAUUCGAUCAACUUCCAGAGGAUCAACAGAAAACCUUGAUUGAGCGAAAAGAGGCCAUCGUAAAAGCAAGAGAGGAGAGAAAACAAAAAACUGAAGAAGCAAAGGCUGAAAUCCAGAAAGCCCUAAAGGAACUUUUCACUGAAGAAGUUGAGAGGAAGGAAGAAUUGGAAAUUGAAGAAAAGCAGGAGGAUGAGGAGUUGACCGAAGAGGAACAGCUCCAGAAGGAACUAGAACAAUUGGUUAAUGAGAUCCAGAGAGGCAUGAUUGGAGAAGCUGAAGCUGAAUUUGAUAAACUCCCCGAGGAUAUCCAAGAAAUUCUCAUUGAUGCAAGAUCACUCUGGGAGAAGAGAGAAGCAGCCGUUAAUAAGAGAAAAGAAGAGCAGAAAAAACAGAUGGAAGACUUGAAGAAGGAAUUUGAGGAAACUAUUAUACAGACCGAAGAAGACAUCAAGGAAGAACUUGAAAAUAAAUUCAAUGGACUUUCUGAGGAGGACCAGAAUGAGCUUCUUGAGGCAAGAGCUGCCAAGCAAAAGGCCCAGGAAGAACUAGAGAAGAAGAAACAAGAAGCACAAGAAGAGCGCAAGAGAUUGGCUGAAGAGCUCUCGAAGAAAAUGGAGGAAGAAAUCGAAAACCAAAAGAAAAUCAGAGAGGAAAGGAGACAAAAGAUGGCAGAGACAGUAAAACAAGCACAGGAAGAAAUUGCUGCUGCUAGAAAAGAGGUCCAAGAAGCUGUCGAUGCUGCAAAGCAAGAAGUUGUUAAGACCAUGAAUGAAGAAUUUGAUCAACUUCCAGAGGACCAACAGAAAACCCUGAUUGAGAGAAAAGAGGCCAUCGUAAAAGCAAGAGAGGAAAAACAACAAAAAAUAGAAGAAGCUAAGGCUGAGAUCCAAAAAGCUCUUCAGGAAUUCUUCACUGAAGAAGAAAAGAAGGAAGAAACAACAGAUUAAUCGAUAACUGCAUUUUAAUGUUAAAGAUUAUUAUCAAUAAAGUUUUAUAUAUUGUUCAAACACUCAA
This is a messenger RNA of Owenia fusiformis, 2742 nucleotides long. NCBI's taxonomy places the organism in Eukaryota, Metazoa, Annelida, Polychaeta, Sabellida, Oweniidae. The record is from the annotation of a GenBank genome assembly.